Molecule: messenger RNA, 192 nt
Organism: Penicillium brevicompactum
Lineage: Eukaryota; Fungi; Ascomycota; Eurotiomycetes; Eurotiales; Aspergillaceae
Exons: 1
Coding region: 1-192 (63 amino acids)
Source: RefSeq, a predicted model, not a curated record
AUGGGCAAAGAAACCCCGGAUGGGCAGCGGGCCGUUCCUGGAGGCGGUGCUGUUCCUGGAGGCGGUGCUGUUCUUGGAGGCGGUGCUGUUCUUGGAGGCGGUGCUGUUCUUGGAGGCGGUGCUGUUCUUGGAGGCGGUGCUGUUCUUGGAGGCGGUGCUGUCCUAGGAAGAGACACCAUUUGGAGAGAAUAA